GAGGAUAGUACGAGUGCGCAUGCGCCAAAAUGUCACGGUGUUGGUAGUACUACCAGUAUGUCACAGCACAAGUUGUUAUAAACGAUCGUUUUUUUAAUGAUAGCCAUGGCUCCCUUAUCGUAACGGUUUGGCUCCGUGGAGGGAGGACGCCACGGCCAAACGAAAGCGAAACUAUGACAGCGAAUGAGGAUCAAGAGAUGGAGUUGGAGGCUCUUCGCUCGAUUUACGAAGGUGACGAGUGUUUCAAAGUGCUUAGUCCAGUUUCCUUUCAGUUGAGGAUAGGAGAUCUGGAUGACUCCAAAGCAUUCAUCCUGGACAUCACGUGGCCAGAGACAUACCCCAAGACUGGUCCUCAAAUCUCCCUGGAUGGCUUUUUUAACAACCGAAUAACUCCCGAAACCAAGCAGGUCAUCCUGUCUAAGCUGGAGGAACAAGUGGAAGCCAAUCUGGGCGACGCCAUGACGUACACCCUGUUCGAGUGGGCCAAGGAGAACCAAGAAGACUUGAUGGAGAACCACAGACCCGUGGUCACCGCCGUGAAUUUAACGCCCAGCGGUGAGGCCAUACCCAACGCCACGGCCAAAAAGAAAGAGAGGAAGGAGCAGCUCACCAAAGCGCAGAAGAGGAGGAUCAUCAAUCGGACAGAUAACAAAGGGGAACUGCCAAGAGGAUGGAAUUGGAUUGACGUCAUCAAACACCUGAGUAAAACUGGAGGCAAAGAUGACGAUUAGACCCCCAGAGCUGCCCCCUUUCAAUUUGAGCGGAAUGUCUUCUCCUUCCAGAACAGAACAGGGCCGGCCGGAAAAAGGAGGCAAUACUGUACAGCGCAAUGUGUUGCUGGUUUCAGAAAGGUUACUUGAAAGCCUCCGUUCUGAAGGUACAGUAUCGACUCACUGCCUGGAACCUUGACGCAUUCGCCUUACAAACGAAUAUUUUGCAUUGUCGUGACACUUGAUAAAUAAUUCCAUCAGAUUUAACCUCACGGUUUUCUCAUUUUUGUUUUGACCAGUUUUUCUUUUUUUUUUUUUUUUUUUA
This is a messenger RNA of Syngnathus acus (greater pipefish), 1035 nucleotides long. RefSeq names its product RWD domain containing 4 (gene rwdd4). Bases 174 to 731 code for a protein of 185 amino acids. Gene Ontology annotation, molecular function: protein binding. NCBI's taxonomy places the organism in Eukaryota, Metazoa, Chordata, Actinopteri, Syngnathiformes, Syngnathidae. The transcript is spliced from 8 exons. The record is from RefSeq and is a predicted model, not a curated record.